AUGGAUGAGGGGAAUAACAAGUGGGCACCAUGUGGCAGCUUCAAUGUGCACUACGCAUUGAAUGACAUGGCAUGUGUGAGAUACUAUUUGGACAAGGAGAAGCUUGAGAUGAAAGUGGUGUGGGCUCUCGCGUAUGAUAAAAAAUUGCACCAGUAUAGGCUGCCCGAGGCCACCAACGCUUGGGCAGGGACAGAGGCGACUGCCCUGGCCCCUCACCUCAGCCUUGCCCCUCACAACAAGCCAGGGACUGCCCUUGCAUUGUUGGAGAAGGAGAAGGUUAUAGUGACAGUGGGAAGAGAUGGCGCAUUGCAAGUGUACAUGGAUGCCUUGGAUCCAUACAAGUCGCCCCAGCUGACCUUGGAGCUGCAGCUUCAGGAUUUUUUCAGCACAGGCAUUUGCUGUGUUGCUGCUGCACACAAUGGCAUGGUGUUCACGGGCGGGAACAAUGGUGUUCUCCACUGCCUCAACUAUUCCCAUGCUGGGGUCAUCUCUGCGGCUCCUAAACCCCACUGCAAAACCACAGUGGAGCCACUGAGUAUGAGUUUAACAGUUCAUGAGCUGGAGGAAGACCCUACAAAGCUCACCAUCAUGGAACAACAUCUUGCAGACACAGAGGCCAGGUAUUUGGCUUUGGGUGAUGCUGAGCGGAAGAAAGUGAAGGAUGCCAUUCAUGGGCUCAGAGAAGCUUAUGCACAAGUGCACAAUGCCAAUGAAAUGGCACCACCAUUGGAGAAGCUGGGAAUCCAUGAAAUGGUUGUUGACACUGCCAUGGAAAGAAAGCUGCAGGAGGGAUUGCGGAAAAAAGUUGAAGAAGCCCAUGAGGAAAGCCGGAUCAGCAACGUGAACAAGGAUAUACUAUCGGAGCGCCUCAAGGAGGAGUGCUGGAGCGUCAUGGCAGAACCUGGAAUGGCGGUGUGGCCAUGUGGGAAAGGAUAUGAAGUGUGGAGUUGUCCCACGCUCGCUGCGCCGAGCUUCAACCCCAAGGUAGCCCAGCUCGGGAAAUUAUACAGGCAGGUGGAAAUGUAUGAACACCACCACAUGAAGCUCUUGCACCGGGAGAUGGCGAAGCAAGCCGCACACAAGGCGGUGGAGCUCGCCGCGCAAGAGGCCGCGCAGGCCGCGACUCGCCUGGCUGAGAUCGACGCCGCCAACGCGCUUGCUCGAGACCUCCUCGCAAAGCUCCAGCUACCGCAGCUCCAAGGCCUCCUCCAAGUCUAA
Physcomitrium patens is the source of this 1218-nucleotide messenger RNA. The record is from RefSeq and is a predicted model, not a curated record. NCBI's taxonomy places the organism in Eukaryota, Viridiplantae, Streptophyta, Bryopsida, Funariales, Funariaceae.